AUGUCAACUGCGCAAUUCUCCGAGUCCCACCUUGUCAUGAUCCCGUACAUGUAUCCCGCCCACGGAGAACAAGACAUCUGGCGCUUGAUCCACACGCUGGUUGCUCCAGCACAGCUGCACCUCUUUAAAAUCUUUGCUCGUAACGACGAGAAUGCUCGGCAAGACAUUGCAGCGCAAGCGCAGUCACUUGCUUCUAAGAGUGAUGCUGCGCGACAAGAAGUUGCCGACCUCAACGCUCGAAGAAGUACCUUGGAGGAUAACCUCCACCACGCAACAGCACAGCUCGAAUUCCUCGAGUACGGAGAACUUGCCUCCCAUCAACUGCUUAAUUGGACCCAGCAACCGAAGAGUUUCGGUUCCCCAAUCACGCACUACGACAAGACCCGCGAUCCACAUAAGGUGGAGGUCUUUGCUAUGAUCUCGCCCGCCACCGACCGUCGUUGCUUCAACUACAAUCGACCGGGACACUUCUCCCACGAGUGUCGCCACCACGCCGUGCGCCGGUAUACGCUCGUGAUCACCGACGGAGCACACAAGGGGUUGUUCGGGGAGGACAGGCAACUCAGGGAAACCGGGGAAAGCCGGGGUAGCUGGGAAGGCCGGGAAGGCCGGAAACACAGGGGUGACCUGGGUAGGCUGGGAGACGUGGGGAACCGGGGGAUCUCGGGGAAGUCGGGUCUAGUUCGCCACGGGUGGAGUCGAGGGUGA
Messenger RNA from Aphanomyces astaci, 708 nucleotides. RefSeq lists its product as hypothetical. The record is from RefSeq and is a predicted model, not a curated record. The transcript has 4 exons. Lineage: Eukaryota; Oomycota; Saprolegniomycetes; Saprolegniales; Verrucalvaceae. The coding region runs from base 1 to 708 and encodes 235 amino acids.